Clupea harengus (Atlantic herring) is the source of this 791-nucleotide messenger RNA. RefSeq names its product CDK5 and ABL1 enzyme substrate 1-like. Bases 258 to 791 code for a protein of 177 amino acids. The record is from RefSeq and is a predicted model, not a curated record. NCBI's taxonomy places the organism in Eukaryota, Metazoa, Chordata, Actinopteri, Clupeiformes, Clupeidae. The transcript has 3 exons.
CUAGUGUUCUGGCAUAUUUUUGCAUAUUAGUCUUAAAUGGAGACAAAUUAUAUUUUCUGAAUGUGUUUACACCAUUAACUGGAUCCAAAUACACAGUGGAAGCACAUGCAUAUGAGCAGGAGCCUUCUGUUUAUGUUGUGCUCAUUCAUUUAGCAGGAGCUGAGAGUAGAGACUGCAGGGACUAUGACCCCAACCUCUUGGAUGAUCCCCAGUGGCCAUGUGGCAAACACAAACGUGUGCUUGUCUUCUGUUCUUACAUGGUAUGUUGUCUGUUGUACAAUGAGCCUAGACUGAAAAUGAUGAAGGAAGCACAGCAAUCAAACAAUGCCAAUCUGUCUUCCCCCCUCUUCCCUCAGACUACUGUCAUUGAGUAUACCAAACCCAGUGAUCUGAAGGGAGAUAUGAAUGAAACUUUCAGGGAGAAGUUUCCACACAUUGGAUUGACCCUCAGCAAAAUCCGGAGUCUGAAGAAAGAUAUCCAUAAGGUGGCUCAAGAGGACUGUGGAUAUGAGGAGCCUACAGUGGCCAUGGCCUUCGUGUACUUUGAAAAGCUGGCCCUCAGAGGCAGAGUGGACAAGCAGAACCGCAAACUCUGUGCGGGUGCCUGCAUCCUCCUGGCUCAGGCUGCCAAGAUCGGCAGUGACCUCAAAAGGCUAGAGGAGCAUCUGAGGCUGAGCAGGAGGGAGUUGCUGGCAUUUGAGUUUCCUGUGCUGGUGGCGCUGGAAUUUAACCUGCACCUGCCCGACCAUGAGCUGCUGUCACGCUGCAGACGCCUGCUGCAGACCACCUGA